Scatophagus argus is the source of this 8644-nucleotide messenger RNA. RefSeq names its product tetratricopeptide repeat domain 28 (gene ttc28). The record is from RefSeq and is a predicted model, not a curated record. The transcript is spliced from 34 exons. The coding region runs from base 344 to 8086 and encodes 2580 amino acids. NCBI's taxonomy places the organism in Eukaryota, Metazoa, Chordata, Actinopteri, Scatophagidae. Gene Ontology annotation, molecular function: protein binding.
ACUCCUCUCUGAUGUCACGAGGAGUAAUUGAAACCUUUCUGAAGGCUGCAGCCAUGGAGCCGACCGGAUCCCCGCCUCUCACCGGACUAAAAUUCCGCUAUGGGGAGAAGAUCGGCGGUGGGAACAUGGCGCACUUACUGUGGAUUGACUUUUGCCAGGAGAAACUUUGGGUUACGGCUACAUAGCGCACAACUUGACGCAUCCGAUCGUUAAGUUAAGCCGCAGCGGGCCACGGACAGCCGUCAGUACUGCGUUGUUCUGGAUGGUGUGUUUUCCUGUCCUGCCUCACUGCUGCUGCUGGCGGAUGAAAGUUUGGAGCUGCCGGAUUUAGCAGCGAAGCAGGAUGGAAAAGCAAAGAAGCAGGAAAGAAAAGUUCUCUCUGUUUGGAUCUCGCUCCAUCAGCAGGACCACCACCAACCCUCCCUCUUCAUCCUCCUCCUCUUCCUCCUCUGUGAUCCCUGCAGCCCAGAUGGCGAGAAGAGCGGACCGGCUGCCCGGCCCCGGUGGCCCCGGUGGCCCCAGCGGCCCCGGCAGCCUCGGCGGCCUUGCCGGCCCCGGCCUGAGCAAAGCCGAAUUCCUUGAGCGCGUGCGUCGCAGUAACCAGGCCUGCCAGCAGGGGGACUACACUCUGGCCGUGCGUCUCUACAGCGAAGCCCUGACCGCCGACCCUCAGAACUGCAUCCUGUACAGCAACCGGUCUGCAGCCUAUCUGAGACUGGGCCAGUACAGCACCGCUCUGGACGACGCAAUCAAAGCACGUCUCAUAAACCCCAAAUGGCCAAAGGCCUACUUUCGUCAGGGGGUUGCCCUGCAGUACCUGGGUCGUCAUGCCGACGCCCUGGCGGCAUUCGCCUCCGGCCUCGCCCAGGACCCCAAGAGUCUCCAGCUGCUCGUCGGCAUGGUGGAGGCCGCCAUGAAAUCACCCCUCAGAGACUCCCUUGAGCCCACCUAUCAGCAGCUCCAGAAGAUGAAGCUGGACAAGAGCCCGUUCGUGGUCGUGUCCGUCAUCGGUCAGGAACUGCUGACUCACGGUUUCCACGGCGCCUCUGUCGUGGUCCUGGAGGCGGGGCUGAAGAUUGGCACAUGCUCGCUGAAGCUGCGUGGCUCCGUCUUCUCGGCCCUGAGCUCCGCGUACUGGUCUUUAGGUAACGCGGAGAAGAGCAUGGCCUACAUGCAGCAGGACCUGGAGGUGACCAAGACUUUAGGUGACCAGUCAGGUGAAUGCCGAGCUCACGGGAACCUUGGCUCUGCCCUCUUCUCCAAAGGCAGUUACAGAGAGGCUUUGGCCAAUCACAGAAACCAACUGGUGUUGGCCAUGAAGCUCAAGGACAGAGAGGCGGCGUCCGACGCUCUCAGCAGUCUGGGCCAUGUGUACACAGCUAUCGGCGACUACCCCAACGCUCUGGCGAGCCAUAAACAGUGUGUGCUGUUGGCGCGACAGACUCAGUGCCGGCUCUCCGAGGCUCGCCAGCUGGGCAACAUGGGCGCCGUGUACACAGCACUGGGAGACUUCGCCAACGCCGUUCAGUGCCACGAGCAGCACCUGGACAUCGCAAAGAGUUUGGAGAACCGGCGUGAAGAGGCGCGGGCGUACAGCAACCUGGGCAGUGCUUAUCACUCUCAGCGGGACUUCGACAAGGCCAUUUCGUACCACACACGAGUGCUGGAGCUGGCACAGGAGCAGGGCGACAGGGCCAUCGAGAUGAGGGCAUAUGCUGGUCUGGGGCACGCCGCCCGAUGCAUGCAGGACCUGGAGAGGGCCCGUCAGUACCACCAACACCAGCUGGAAAUUGCUCAGGAGCUGCAGGACAGAGCAGCUCAGGGCCGAGCCUCCUCCAACCUCGGCAUCAUACACCAGAUGAAGGGUGAGUACGAGGCAGCACUGAAGCUCCACAAAGCUCACCUGUCCUUCGCCCAGGAGCUGAAUGAUUACGCCGCCCAGGGGAGGGCCUAUGGCAACAUGGGCAACGCCCAUCACGCACUGGGCAUCUAUGACCAAGCUGUCCGGUACCACCGCCAAGAACUACAGAUCUCCCUGGAGGUGAACGAUCGUCCAUCGCAGGCCUCCACGCAUGGCAACUUGGCUGUGGCCUACCAGGCGCUGGGUGCUCACGACCGGGCUCUGCAGCACUACCUGCACCACCUGACCAUCGCACGAGAGCUCCGAGACACUCAAAGCGAAGCGAGAGCGCUAGCAAACCUGGGUAACUUCCACAGCUGGAGAGGCGAAUACGCUCAGGCCUUGCCAUACUACCAGCAGUACCUGACGCUGGCCCCAGGCCUGCAGGACCUGGAGGGAGAAGGGAAGGUUUGCCACAACCUCGGAUACGCUCACUACUGCCUCGGACAGUACAGAGACGCUGUCAGGUAUUAUGAGCAGGACCUGGCCUUGGCUAAGGACCUGCAGGACAAAUUAGCCCAGGCAAAAGCCUACUGUAACCUCGGCCUGGCCCACAAGGCACUGGGGGAGUACAACAAGGCCGAGGAGUGUCAGAGAUACCUGCUCUCUCUGGCACAAGCCUUGGAUAACACUCAGGCGGUUUUCAGGGCCUUUGGGAACCUGGGGGAUGUGUGUGUGUGUCGGGGAGAUCUUCCAGGAGCUGUGAGGUUCUACCAGCAGCAGUUAACCCUGGCUCAGAAGGUCAGCGAUCAGAAGAUGGAGGCUGACGCCUAUUCGGCACUCGGAUCAGUUCACAGACUGCUCCGUCAGCUGGACACGGCCUUGUCCUUCCAUAGCCAGGAGCUGACCGUCCGAAAGGAUAUCGGUGACCAGCAGGGGGAGUGCCGCGCCCUUGGCCACCUGGCAGCAGUCCACAUGGCCCUUGGGGACUAUGCUACAACCUUCCAGUGCUAUGAGGCCCAGCUCGGGCUGGCGCAGGGACUCAAGGAUGCCCGGCUGGAGGCGCAGGUCCACGGGAACAUGGGCAUCACCAAAAUGAACAUGGGGGUGUUUGAGGAAGCUAUUGGCUAUUUUGAGCAGCAGUUGGCCAUGCUGCAGCAGCUGAGUGGAACUGAGAGCAUGCUGGACAGAGGCAGGGCCUAUGGGAACCUGGCAGACUGCUAUGACGCUCUGGGAGACUACGAGGAGGCUAUUCAGUACUACGAGAAGUACCUGACGAUGGCUCAGAGUCUGAACCAUGUCCAGGAUCAGGAGAAAGCCUACAGAGGACUCGGCAAUGCACACAGGUCUAUGGGUUGUCUCCAGCAGGCCCUGGUGUGCUUUGAGAAGCGGCUGGUGGUGGCCCAUGAGCUGGGUGGAGAAGGUGGGGGUAAGGCUCAGGCUUACUGUGAGCUGGGAACUUUACACAGCCAGCUGGGCAACUAUGAGCAGGCGCUCUCCUGCCUGGAGCACCAGCUGAACAUCGCCCACACAGCAGGGGAUAAAUCCCUGGAGGCAGAGGCAAGCGAUGCUCUCGGAGGCGUUUAUCAGCUGAUGGCGGACAACGAGACUGCGCUACAGUGGCACCAAAGAGCUCUGGACAUAGCAGAGCAGACGGGAUGUGUGAGGAGCCAGUGUCGAGCCUACGGCAACCUGGGGCUGACGUUCGAGGCUCUCGGAAACCACGAGCGGGCUGUGGUCUUCCAGGAGCAGCACCUGAGUGUGGCAGCUCAGACCAACGAUCUGACAGCCAAAACCCUCGCCUACGGGAGCCUGGGAAGGAUACACCACGCACUGCAAAACUACGCUCAGGCCGUGAUGUACCUGCAGGAAGGUCUGCGCCUGGCGGAGCAGUUGGGUCGGAGAGAAGAUGAAGCCAAGAUUCGCCACCGCCUGGGCUUGUCUCUGUGGGCCGGAGGAAACCUGGAGGAGGCGCAACACCAGCUGUACAGAGCGUCCGUGUUAUUUGAGACAAUUCGCCACGAGACGCAGCACAGUACGGAUUACAAGCUCUCUCUGUUCGAUCUGCAAACCAGCUCAUACCAGGCCCUCCAGAGGGUCCUCGUCAGCCUCGGUCGACACGACGAGGCGCUGGCCAUAGCGGAACGAGGACGAACACGCGCCUUUGCCGAUCUCCUGGUCGAACGCCAGAGAGGAAGUCAGCAUUCCGCGAGUACUGACCCCUACGUCCCAGUUACCGUGGAGCACAUCCUGGAGACGGUGAACAGCCAGAGGGCCGUGGUCCUCUACUAUUCUCUGGCUGGAGGCUUUCUGUACAGCUGGCUGAUAUCUCCAGGGGCAGGUAUCGUGAAGUUUAACGAGGUGUAUCUCGGAGAGGCCGGAGUGGAGGUGCCGGAGUUCCAGGACGGUGCUGGGAGCCCACAGGGUGGUGGAGGAGGAGCAGGUGGAGGUCCGCUGUCUCUGGAGCAGCACAUCUGCAACGCGAGAGAAGCUCUGGGAGUGGACAGCCAUUACAGCAGAGUUGGCUCCAGCAGUGAGACAGAAAGUGAAGCUGGAGAUCUGCUGGAGCAACAGUUUGAGGAGCUGAACAACAAACUGACCUCAGCCACCGACCCUACAGGCUACCUCCGCAUGGUGUCCAGAAAUAACCUCUUCAACAGAAGCUGUCAGAGCAUGACGAGCCUGUACAGCGCCACAGUAUCUCCGGUGAAGGACAGCUCGUCGUCUCCGCACUGCAGGCCGAGUAACAUCAGCAAACCUCCUCUACGAGCCCUGUAUGACUUACUCAUAGCACCGAUGGAAGGGGGCCUGAUGCACAGCAGUGGCCCGGUGGGCAGGCACAGGCAGCUCGUGUUGGUGCUGGAGGGAGAGUUGUACCUCAUCCCGUUUGCCUUGCUCAAAGGCAGCUCCUCUAAUGAGUACCUGUAUGAGAGGUUCAGUCUCAUUUCUGUACCUUCUUUAAGCAGCCUGGGAGUGACAGUCAAGCCUCAUCCUCGCCGCAGUGGUCCUUUGCUUUGCUCAGAUGGAGGUUCAGUGGCUGCUGUGGUUGGAGCUCCUCGCCUGCCCUGCUCUGUGAUGGACCGCUGGCUGUGGGGCCCCUUACCUUCUGCCCAGGAGGAAGCUCUUUGGCUGGGGGAGCAGCUGGGGUGUCACCCCCUGACUGGAGCAAACGCCACAAAGGAGCGCGUUUUAGCAGCUCUGAGUCAGGCAGAGUGCGUCCACUUUGCGACUCAUAUAUCCUGGAAGCUCGCCGCUUUGAUUCUCGCCCCCAGCCAAGAGCACGCCGGAGGCGACGGGGCGAGGGAGAAGUCGCCGUGUGCGGCGACGGCCUCGGGCGAGACUGCAGCUCAGGAUGGGAAGAUCAGGGGUUCAUUUAAGAGUCACAGCAGCCCGGAGAGACUCAGAGGAGCUGACGAAACAAGUGAGGAUGGAGAAAGUGUGUGUGAAGUGGAAAGUGUGUGCGACAGUCCACCGCUUAAUGACUUCCUCCUCACCGCCGCUGAUAUUCUGGACCUGUGCUUGAACGUCAAACUGGUGGUUCUGAGGUUGUACCCGGAGUCCAGCAGCAGGGUGACGGCUGACGGGGUGGUGGGUCUGACCCGAGCCUUCUUGGCUGCGGGGGUUCAGUGUGUGUGCAUCUCUCUGUGGUCGGUGCCGAUAGCUGCCUCCAAGCUGUUCACACACACCUUCUACACGGCCCUUCUCAACGGGACCAAAGCCAGUUCAGCUCUGACGGAGGCCAUGAAGACCCUGCAGAGCAGCAAGCACUUCUCACACCCGUCCAACUGGGCCGGUUACAUGCUCAUUGGCAGCGAUGUGAAGAUGAACAGCCCCAUGUCGCUGGUCAGCCAGGCUCUGGUGGAGAUCCUGCAGUACCCAGAGAGGGCCAGGGACGCCCUCAGAGUGCUGCUGCACUUGGUCGAGAAGUCUCUGCAGCGUAUUCAGAGCGGUCAGUGUAACCCGAUGUACACAUCGCAACAAAGCGUCGAGAACAAGGUGGGCGGGGUGCCCGGCUGGCAGGCCCUCCUGUCUGCCGUGGGUUUCCGGCUGGACUUCUCUGGCAGCGGUGCUGGUCUCCCUGCGGCAGUCUUCUUCCCCACCUCCGACCCCGGGGAUCGGCUGCAGCAGUGCAGCACCACUCUGCAGUCCCUGCUCGGUCUGACUCCUCCAGCUCUGCAGGCUCUCUGUAAACUGGUCACGACGUCUGAGGCCGGCGAGCAGCUCAUUCAUAAGCUUCACCAAGUGCUGGUGCAGUUGCAGUCGGGCGACAAAGACCAAGACUUUUCGCUCUCUCCCAUCCAAGUGUCGAUAAGCGUGCAGCUCUGGAGGCUUCCGGGCUGCCACGAGUUCCUGGCUGCGCUCGGGUUCGAUCUUUGUGAGGUGGGUCAGGAGGAGGUCGUGCUGAAGACCGGAAAGCAGGCCAGCAGGCGCAUCAUGCAUUUUGCCCUUCAGUCUCUUCUGGCCCUCUUUGACUCCACAGAGCUUCCCAAGCGCCUGAGCAUGGACAGCUCGUCCUCCCUGGAGUCCCUGUCCUCCUCCCAGUCAGCCUCCCAGCCACACUCGUUACCCCUCUCCUUCGGCUGCUACCCACCUCAGGCCUCGUUCUUACCCCCGGUCUGCCCCGACAACCUCUCCUGCGACGCCAUCUCCGUCUACAGCCUCAGCUCCCUCGCCUCCUCCCUCAGUUUCCUGUCCCGACCUGAGCCCGCAGGAAGUGACAUCAUCAGCCAGCGCUCACAUCAGCAGGAGCUCGACGGGCCCCGCGGGGGAGGCGGCCUCUACGGCUCGCACCGCCAUUCGGGUGGCCUGCAGAGAGGUCGGCUGACCAGUCACGGAGGAGGAUUAACGGGAGAAGGGGAGGAAGAGGAGUACGAGGGGUACUCCAUUAUAAGCAGUGAGCCGUUAGGGCGAGGGAGGCGGGAGUGUGACACGCUGCCGCUACCCACAGGGCACAGACAAGGCAGAGGCAAUGCUGGGAAAGGGUGUGCCGGCGGUCACGGGUACCCCGUUACAGUUUCCUCCAAGGGAAGCAUCAGCACGCCGACGUCUCCCAUUAAAGCUCCACCGCCGCCCCUGAAAGUCCCUACCAGCCCCAAACCCAGCCAGGAAAUCUCAUCUCCUCAGAGGACGGGGAAAGGAAAGGUUAGCAGCUCUGAGUCGGACCAGUCGAGUACAGAGACAGACAGCACGGUCAAGUCCCAGGAGGAGAGGACGAUGCCUGCAGGGCAACUGGAUCCCCAGGAACUGGCCCAGAAGAUUCUGGAGGAAACCCAGAGCCACAUGCAAGCUGUGGAGAGCCUGCAGAAAGCAACCAUUAGAGGGAAGACGCUGAGGGGUCCCGAGGGGAAAGAAGAGCCACGUGUCAGGCAGUCUUCUCUGUCUACUCCCACAACCCCAACUCUGACCCCCACCGGAGGUGCGCGAGGGUUUCAGCCUUCUGAGACCAGCGCGUUCAGCAGACCACCAAGUAGAGCCAGUCUGAAGGCUCGCUCCUCUCCUCUUUCCCUCUCCAGUCACCUUUCACCCCUCUCCGUCUCUGUUUCAACACCUCCCCCAGUUCGUCCUAAACCCCCAUCCCGCUCGUCAUCGCUGCAGAAAAUCAGCUCGGGCUACAACAGCCCAGCUCAUUCCUCUCCUUCUUCGUCUCUGUCUGUGAAAGACCAGGGGUCACCUUUCCUCACAUCUUCUUCAGAUGGCCAAUCGCAGGCUCAGCUCAAACUCAAGUACCCUACCUCACCUUACACCGCCCACAUCUCACCUUCGCACUCUCCUGCUGACAGCGCCCCGUCCCCGGCCCUUUCCUAUUCCUCCACAGGGUCCGUGUCGGCCUCCUCCAGCCCUGCAAACACCCCUGAACUGAACCCGUCAAAACAGGACAGUAAGGUCCAGGCAAUUCAUAAUUUAAAAACCUUCUGGGCCAACGCUGGCCAGAAGCACGAGGCGCCCUGUCCUGCCAGCUUACUCCGAGGUGGGAAUAAGAAAAUGAGUACAGUCCAGAAAGAUGUUUUGGGUUUGCUCAAUCUCUCACCCAGACACGAGUCGGCCAGCAAAAACGUGGAGGGAUCUGAGGAGCACAACGCUGGCGACAGACCAAACGGUCACCAAAAACUGGAGGGUAAACCACCUCCACCUCCACCUCCAUCUUCGAAUCUUCCCACAAACUCUAAAGGAGGCAUCAGACUUCCCUCUGCGAACGGAUACAAGUUUCUCUCACCUGGACAUUUUUUCCCAUCGUCUAAAUGCUGAGAUGUUCUCCACGCUGAACUCGGAGCCAGAGGGCCGAGCUUCUCUCUCACCUUUUGCCGUUUGUACUUUGACAGAAGCUGUCCAUUUGUCAGCUACCACACUUUUAGCAAUACCUGCUGACGACGAGGAUGAAAAAGUACCAUUUCAUACUGAUGGUAAUUUUACAUUUCAUGAAGGGAUGUUAAUGUUUUGAAUGUGAUGACUGUGCCUUCUUCUGGAGAGACAAACUGGAAGGACAAACUGACCCUGAGAGACGUCUCGAGUCUCUGGCUUUAAUUGUGUUUUCAUGACCGACCAGAGAGCAUGUGUCUCAAUGCCUCCAUGUACUGUACUCAGAGUCUGCUGACUGAAUGCGUGAGAAAAUGGAGAACGUUUUACGUCAGCCUAAACGCUCGCUAUAUUUGUGUAAGCUGACCUGAAUUUGAUUUUGGUUUGUUGUAUAAUUAUUGUUAAAUGUCAUUAUCAGUGCUUACUGUUGUCUUUUAUUUUGUAAGGUGUUUUCCAGUCAUUAUUAUACAUUUUAUAAAAACAAUUAAACCGAGGAAGAAGCGAUGAGAA